CCCAAAUAUAGCGCCCGUGUUAAAGUCCCGGCAUUAAAGCGAGCGGGAGGGAACAUAAAAUAAAGAAAAAAAAAAUCACUUCUUCCAACUCACUGUACUCUAAACCACCGUAUCACAGUGGUGGUAAGGAGUAGGAAGUAGGAGUGGUAUUUUCCAAAAAAAAAGAAAAAAAAGGAGUAGGAAGUAGCGGCCGAUUACCCAAUUCUGGUAGCCACGGUUUUCGCCUUGCCGGAAUUUUCGUAGUUGUAAUAAGGAGAUAGCGGAGGAAAAAAAAAGGAUUAGAAAUGGCGUCGCCGUCGUCUCCGACUUCGUCGACUUAUUCAUCGCCUGACUUCGGUGCUCCGUCCUCGGAUUCCGCCGUGCUCCCCAUAUCGGCGCUGAGAGACAAGAUCAUAGAGAAGAUUCAAGAGAAUCGUGUGACUCUCAUCGUCGGUGAGCCUGGUUGCGGGAAAAGCUCACAAGUCCCCCAGUUCUUACUUGAAGAAAACAUGGAACCCAUAUUGUGUACACAACCUAGAAGAUUUGCGGUUGUUGCAGUUGCCAACAUGGUCGCAAAGGCUCGAAACUGCGAAGUUGGGGAAGAGAUUGGAUACCACAUUGGCCACUCAAAGGUUUUCUCAGAAAGGUCAAAGAUUCUCUUCAAGACGGCCGGGGUUUUGUUGGAUGAAAUCCGAGACAAGGGACUGAGAGCUCUGAAGUACAAAGUUAUUAUAUUGGAUGAAGUGCAUGAAAGAUCAGUGGAGUCGGAUCUUGUUCUCCUUUGUGUUAAACAAUUUUUGCUGAAAAAUUCUAGCUUGAGGCUUGUGUUGAUGUCUGCAACUGCUGAUAUUAACAAAUAUCGUGAUUACUUUCGGGAUCUUGGAAGGGGUGAAAGAGUAGAAGUGUUGGCAGUUCCUCCUAGUACCAACCAACACCAAAUUUUUCAGCGGAAAGUGCUUUAUCUUGAGCAGGUUACUGAACUUCUUGACAUGGAAUCAGAGAGUUUAUCCACCAAGUAUUGCUCUGGCCUAAGCCCAUUUGCUGCUGAUGCUGGUAUCAAAGCUAAUGUUCACAAGCUUAUACAUGAACUAGUGGUGCACAUUCAUAGGAAUGAACCAGAUAUGGAAAAGAGUAUUCUUAUUUUCCUCCCAACCUACUAUUCAUUAGAACAGCAAUGGUUUCUCUUGAAGCCAUUCAGUAGAACAUUCAAGGUUUUCAUUCUGCAUCGCAGUGUCAACACUGCAGAAGCUCUCAAAGCCAUGAAAAUUUUGAAGUCCCACCGAAAGGUAAUAUUGGCCACAAAUAUUGCUGAAUCAUCAGUGACAAUUCCUCAAGUAGGAUAUGUCAUUGAUUCAUGCCGUUCUUUACAAGUUUUCUGGGAUAAUAAUCGUAAAUUAGAUUCAGCAGAACUUGUCUGGGUGUCUCGUUCUCAGGCUGACCAGCGAAAAGGGAGGACAGGUCGGACUUGUGAUGGUUAUGUUUAUCGACUGGUUACACGUAGCUUCUUCAAUCAACUCGAAGAGUAUGAGCCUCCAGCAAUACUGAAGCUGUCACUGAGGCAGCAAGUGCUCCUUCUCUGCUGUUCUGAUUCUAGAGCUAUAAAUGACCCCAAAGCCUUGUUGCAGAAAGCUCUAGAUCCUCCAGACCAUCAAGUUGUUGAAGAUGCGCUUGAUUUACUUGUACGCGCUCACGCACUGGAGAGAAGAUCGCCUAGGGGCCGCAAUGAGCCUACGUUCUAUGGGCAAUUGCUCGCAAGCUUCGGCCUGUCAUUUGAUGCCUCUGUCCUUAUACUCAAGUUUGGUGACCUAGGUCUACUACGUGAAGGUAUCCUUAUUGGGAUAUUGAUGGAUUUGCUGCCUCUUCCCAUUGUUCGCCCCUUCGGGCAGGGAAAUCUGCACAUGGAGUAUACUAGUAACUUUUAUGCUGGGGAUAGCAGGAUAACUGGGCUUACUGGCAAAAAGGAGGUCUUUCAUAUGGGAAACUUUUGCGCAUUCCAGUUUUGGCAACUAGUGUUUAAGGACAAGUAUCGUCUGGAAAAGUUGAAGCAGCUUUCUAAAUCUGAUGGAGCAGCAGACGAAACAAUUGUGCUGCAUAAGAUUGAGGAAGAGUGGUGCACAUUUCACAAUCUUCUUCAGUCAGCCCUUCAUGAAGUUGCUGAGACAUAUGAUGAAAUUGUAAAUUCUCUGCACCGGUUUCGCCCCAAAACUUUAUUGAACUCGAAUAGCUUACCGUUGUAUUAUGAUACUCGUGAAUAUCAGCAUACCUGUUUCCUCAAAGAUGACCAAAGUGAGGAUGAGGACACAUCAUAUACAAAUGACAAUCACCUAGCACUUGAUACUGGUGUGAAGGCAUGUGCUGCAGUACCCUUCGUCUCUUUCAAUGAUUUUCGAACAUCAGAGGUUGCUGAAAAAUUAGCUACCAUCGUCAAGGAGAUGAGAGUUAUGCUCACGGACGCAGUAUCUGGAAACAACGCCAAAUCUGAUGUUGGUAGUGAUUCUUUUGGUGUCACGGAGACUCCUCUAUGUAUAUAUUUCCUAAAAGGAUUCUGCAGUAGGGGCAGCCAAUGCAUGUACGCUCAUUCAUUUGCAGGAAAAAGACCGCAUUGCAUGUUUGUCUACUCUCUACAGGUAAUCAACUGUUGAAAUGUUUCAAUGUGGAAAUAAACAAGGAGAGGCAUGUUUGCCGGAACUUUCUGUCGGGCCUAUAAUGCUUUGUCAUCUUAUUUCGUCCAAGGGAAGUAACAGGUUUGGAAUUUGUUUGAACCACUGUUAUCUAAACCCAGGCUUUAAGCAGAACUUAAUGUAUAUCUGUCUGGAACUCUGUGUCUUAUUGCUGUACAAGUACUAUACAUAUGGUCCCAUCACUGGGAAAAUCUUUCUGAAGCAGAAAUUUUGAGAUAACCAUUUGCUUGCUGUUUAUUUUAAUAAUUCUGGUGUUUGGUUGGUGUGUAGUGUUAGUAUGAACUUACUUCGGGGAGGUGACAGGCAACAGCAAAUGUUAUUAUCCUGAUAAUUUUAUAUCAAUUGAUCCUUACACAUUCAAUUUGUGACUGGAGAGGAGCGAUGUUUGAAAUUUAGUCUGGAAGCAUAAAUAGUUUUUGUAAGACGAGUUGAUUUCCAAAAUGUUUUUUCUUCCCAGCUAAUUACGAUAUGAAUGGCUAUUGUUCUUUUCCUUUUCCUCCCCUCCUUCCGUCUCUGUUAAAGGAGUGUAGCCAGACUUGAGGUGUCUUUUACUAGUUUCAUUUACACAUAGAUCAUUCCUGCCAGUACUUGUCCAAUUUCCUUUUCAUAAUAUUUCCUUUUCUUUUCACCUGUUGUUCGAUAUACCUGUCCUCUUAUCCUUCUUUUGAUCCAUGCAGGGAUGUCGUAAUGGAGAAUCUUGUCCUUACUCUCAUGAUAUAAGUACACCAUCAUCGAUUACAGUGGAAAGUUCAUGUCUGCCAGAAGAUGACGUUGCUAACCCACAUUCACUCAUACAACUCUUUCCUGAUUCUCCUGAAGGGUGUGUCCUACUCAUGGAUGAUGCUGAUUUCCAUUUUUCUCUGAAUCUGGCUAGUUUUAUAGACUCAUCCUCGAUGAUUAUAACUAAUCCUUCACAACGCGGAGCCACAGCAGUUGACCCUCUGCUGAUGGAUGCCAAAAUUCUUUGGGGCCUUUCUCAUCCUGUUGAGGCAAUUGUACACAAAGCAGGAGAGGAAUUAGUCCCCUGGAACAAAGUUGAAUGCAUACUGUGGUUUCCUCAGUUUGAUUCUGAAAUUUUGGAAGUGCAGAAGGGGCACUUGAAGAAUGUUUUUCAGUAUUUAUCUCUCCGGAUGUUGGCAGAUGCUCUCUUUGAAGUGCAGUUGAUCAUAACAAUGAACAAUAUUAGGUUUUCUCAGUUGCAGGUAAUGUUAUAAGCAAAGCACAAGUUACUUUUUUUUAGCUUGAUUAAAGAUGUAUCUCAAAAGUCUUUUUCAUUAUUUUUUUUGCUCGAGUCUAUUCAUAUUGUCAUAUCUAAGUUCCUACCUCACCCUCAAACAAAAAGGGCAUAUCCUCUUCUUUCCUGACAAUCAUUUUAUGUCUCUUUUAUUGAUGGUUUUCCCAAAAAUUAGGUCUGAGUAUGGCUCUUUUCCCCAUGUUAUUUUCUUUUGCGUUUAAAUUGCUUUUGUCCUAUUCCUUUUAUGUUGUCCUCAUACUGGUUUGGUUCAUUUUUAUGUGCUUUGUUGAAGUUUUAUAUAUUUCUAUAUUUCCUUCAAGGAUUUUUUUCCAGGCAUUCUGUCCCAUAGUUUUUUUUUUUUUUUUAUAAUAUUUCCCCUAAACAGCAGAGGUUUAACUCAAGAAGAUUACAUAGAAAUAGAUUGUUAUGAAGGACAAUACAUUAAAACGUACGUCUAAAUGUGUUUUGACAGAAUAUGAUAUGAAUUAUGAUUCAUAAAACUGACCCUAUAUUGUGGAAUUAUUGUUGUAUUUGUUAACAGGGCAUGCCUUAUGUCUUCUAGAAUUGAUAGCCUGACAAAAUGGAAAGAUAACUUUUAUCCUAAAUGCCAUAUUGAUGAUAAUGGUUGAAAUUUAUCGACUUGACUCUCUUAACCUGAGUUCCACUGCAUCCAAUCAGUUGAAAUGUUGAAUGGUGUCUUUUCAGCACUCCUACUCUUUUCGCAUGAUUUAAUAAGAUAUUGUUUCACUCUUGAUCGUUUAGCCAUGUUUUAUGCUUUUUUGUUUGGGCCGUCGCUCUUGAUAUGGGUAUUGGAAUGUUGUUCCAGGUGGAGAAAUUUGCGAGGGAAGGCUUCUUCUUUCUAAAGGAAUCAUUUCCUUUUGAUGAACUAAGCUUUGGGGAACUGAGGGAUGAGAUCAAUGUGAAAAAGGCAAUGUUGGUGUGUAAGCCCAUAUCUUAUGUUUUCAAGCUGCAUGCUCCUUCAAACUGUCAGUUUGGUGAUUACAGAAAGGAACUUUACCGGCAUUUACAUAAAUUUUGUUGAGAUUUGUCCUCUCCAUGAUGUAAAUUCAGCUUCUGUAGGGCCCUUUUUUCCGGUAGAAGAACAGACCUUGGAGUAAGAUUCUCGAGUAGUAGUAUGAAACUGGCUGUAAUAUUUAUACCCUGCCAGAGGAUUUGAAAUAUUUGUGAUUUUUGAAUUUGAUUUUGAAUAUACAUGUUUGUUCAGCUGAUAUGUUGGCUGCUUACAGUCAAAAAAGAUUUUCAGGAAAAAAUGUUUCCUCUA
This is a messenger RNA of Oldenlandia corymbosa var. corymbosa, 5176 nucleotides long. The record is from the annotation of a GenBank genome assembly. NCBI's taxonomy places the organism in Eukaryota, Viridiplantae, Streptophyta, Magnoliopsida, Gentianales, Rubiaceae.